This is a messenger RNA of Aspergillus versicolor CBS 583.65, 1428 nucleotides long. RefSeq names its product NADH-quinone oxidoreductase subunit D. The record is from RefSeq and is a predicted model, not a curated record. NCBI's taxonomy places the organism in Eukaryota, Fungi, Ascomycota, Eurotiomycetes, Eurotiales, Aspergillaceae. Bases 1 to 1428 code for a protein of 475 amino acids. Gene Ontology annotation, molecular function: quinone binding; NADH dehydrogenase (ubiquinone) activity; NAD binding. Gene Ontology annotation, biological process: mitochondrial electron transport, NADH to ubiquinone. The transcript has 3 exons.
AUGGCUGCUCCGUUCGCUCGGCUGGCGGGCAAUGCCCCCAAAAAGCUUUGCCUACGGCCCUCCGGCAUUGCUCGAAGCACCCUUGCUCCCAGAUCACGGUCGAUAGCGACGUCAGUGCCUCGCCGGGCAGCAGAGCCUACCAGCUACCAGGCCACGCGAUUGAUCCCUACCGACCCGAGUUUUGCACACUUCGCUAACAAGGACUCUGAAGUCCCUGAGAUCCCCUCUGGACUGGAGUCCGAGGCUGAAGGGGUUGGCCGCAAAAUUCGCCAUUACACUGUCAACUUUGGGCCUCAGCAUCCUGCUGCUCACGGUGUGCUUCGAUUAAUUUUGGAAAUCAACGGCGAGGAAAUUGUCCGCGCCGACCCGCACGUUGGAUUGCUUCACCGUGGCACCGAGAAGUUGAUUGAAUACAAGUCAUAUAUGCAGGCAUUGCCUUACUUCGACCGUCUCGAUUAUGUUUCGAUGAUGACAAACGAGCAAUGUUUCUCGCUGGCUGUCGAGAAAUUGCUGAACGUCGAGAUUCCAGACCGUGCCAAAUACAUCCGAACAUUGUUCGGAGAAAUCACGCGAAUUUUGAACCACCUCAUGUCUGUCCUUUCACACGCCAUGGAUGUUGGUGCUUUGACGCCAUUCUUGUGGGGGUUUGAAGAGCGUGAGAAGCUUAUGGAAUUUUACGAGCGUGUAUCUGGUGCUCGUCUUCACGCGGCCUAUGUCCGCCCCGGCGGCGUCUCCCAGGACCUUCCCCUUGGCCUCCUCGAUGAUAUCUACCAGUGGGCAACUCAGUUCGGUGACCGCAUCGACGAAACCGAGGAGCUGCUUACCGACAACCGUAUCUGGAAGGCCAGAACUCAGGGAGUUGGUGUCGUUAGCGCUGCGGACGCCCUGAACAUGAGCUUCACUGGUGUCAUGCUCCGUGGAUCCGGUGUUCCAUGGGAUAUUCGCAAGUCCCAGCCUUACGAUGCUUACGACAAGGUCGAAUUUGAUGUACCCGUUGGUGUGAACGGUGACUGCUACGAUCGUUACCUCUGCCGUAUGGAGGAGUUCCGCCAGUCUCUCCGCAUCAUCCACCAGUGCUUGAACCAGAUGCCCGCCGGCCCCGUUCGUGUUGAGGAUUACAAGAUCAGCCCUCCUCCCCGUGCUGCUAUGAAGGAGAACAUGGAGGCUCUCAUCCACCACUUCCUCCUCUUCACUAAGGGUUACGCCGUCCCCCCUGGUGAGACCUACUCUGCCAUCGAGGCACCUAAGGGUGAGAUGGCCGUGUUCUUGGUCAGUGAUGGUAGUGAGCGACCCUACCGCUGCAAGAUUCGCGCUCCCGGUUUCGCCCACCUGGGUGGUUUCGACCAGGUCUCUCGCGGCCAUCUUCUUGCCGACGCUGUCGCUAUUAUUGGUACCAUGGAUCUCGUGUUCGGUGAAGUUGACCGGUAA